CAGUCUCAAACUCUCGUCUUCAAACUAAUCAAACUUUAUCUAUAAAAAAUAGUAUUCUCUAUUGUCUAUUGAUUACUUCGUCCCAACUUUCAUUUAGUAUUUCUUCACUUGUACUUUACUUAAUACUUAUUUCAAUAUUUCACAACUUGUGCAACAGAUUUAGUGAUGGCCAGUGUUGUUGUCGUUGGGCUAGGUCUGGCCGCAGCUGGAUUUGCUGGUCGACAAGUAUUACGAGUGGCCCCACAAGUAGCUCAAAAAAUGAGUGAAGUUCUCAAGACAAUGUCAUCCGAAUCUGGAAUUUUGUCAAGUAGUAAAUAUCAUAAAGGUGGAUUUGAACCCACCAUGUCCAAACGUGAAGCCACACUCAUACUUGACGUGUCAAAUAAUGCUCCAAAAAACAAAAUCAAGGUAUUUUUGAUAUUUGUUUCAGGAUGCACACAAACGUAUCAUGUUGAUCAAUCAUCCAGAUAAAGGCGGUUCACCGUACCUAGCUGCAAAGAUAAACGAGGCCAAAGAUCUUUUGGAUAAAAAAUAAACAUCGUCCACCGAAUUGUAGUGUAAAUAUGUGAAUGUAUAAAAAUAUAAUAUAUUAUCAUUUUUAUCGGUAACUUUUA
Aphis gossypii (cotton aphid) is the source of this 614-nucleotide messenger RNA. Its product is annotated as mitochondrial import inner membrane translocase subunit TIM14. NCBI's taxonomy places the organism in Eukaryota, Metazoa, Arthropoda, Insecta, Hemiptera, Aphididae. The coding region runs from base 166 to 471 and encodes 101 amino acids. Gene Ontology annotation, cellular component: PAM complex, Tim23 associated import motor. Gene Ontology annotation, biological process: protein import into mitochondrial matrix. The record is from RefSeq and is a predicted model, not a curated record. The transcript is spliced from 4 exons. Gene Ontology annotation, molecular function: ATPase activator activity.